AUGCCCCCUAAAGUCCCCGUCGCUUCGACGUCAAAGCUGGCCACCUCGGCCGCCCGUCAGCACCGGCCCAACAAGCGUGUCGCCGCUUCUUCGCACAAGGCCGCGCUCUCGUCGCUCAUCGACCUGUACCACAUCACGCCGACCUUUGCCCCGCUACAAACGUCCAAGCUCGACAAUUACAUCGUUUCAAACUUUGCACCCCCGAUGCAACACAUCCACAGCCCGGUCCCUCUGCGCAUCGACCGACUCGUCCUGCGCGACAAGCUCUUGACCGACCGGAUCGUGCACUACGAGCGACAACGCGGUCUCGGAGGCGUGCAACUCGACAUCGAAUCAGCGGGGGAGACGAGUGGUGAACGUGACGCGCUCGAGGAUGGGCCGUUGAGGGUGUACCUGCAUGGUCAGGAACCGCCGUUGAGGCAGCGGGUGCGACGACUGAUCGACGCCGCGCACGGCACAAGCUCGGGUGGACUGGCUGGACUGGCGACGGUCGAAAGGACGGGACAAGACGCGAAUCGAUGGAAGCAACAACUCGACGAGGCUCGGCAAGCAUCCAAGCGAGCGAAAGCAAGGCUCAAUUUUGAAAAGAAGCGGGACGAGAUGGACCCGGACGCGUUUGCCGACUCAUGGGAGGACUCGAACGCGACACCGGCGCACCAACGCUAG
This is a messenger RNA of Microbotryum saponariae, 666 nucleotides long. The record is from the annotation of a GenBank genome assembly. NCBI's taxonomy places the organism in Eukaryota, Fungi, Basidiomycota, Microbotryomycetes, Microbotryales, Microbotryaceae.